Molecule: messenger RNA, 6973 nt
Organism: Carassius gibelio (silver crucian carp)
Lineage: Eukaryota; Metazoa; Chordata; Actinopteri; Cypriniformes; Cyprinidae
Product: junctional cadherin 5-associated protein
Exons: 4
Coding region: 287-4840 (1517 amino acids)
Biological process (GO): positive regulation of blood vessel endothelial cell proliferation involved in sprouting angiogenesis
Cellular component (GO): adherens junction; ruffle membrane
Source: RefSeq, a predicted model, not a curated record
GAACCAUUCCCCUCGCCGGCCGACCCACAGAAGACACAUUUGAGCUCAAUUCUCCCUCUCCUCUGCACAGCCUUUCCCUCAGAUAUGCUCAGCACAGAGCGGAUUCAACACACUACAACAGGAACUAAACACGGACCUCGAAAAUAGCACAUCACAGCGAUGGCCUCUCCUGUGCAGCUGUUCAUGAGCUUGCCUCAUCUGGACUAGGAGCAAAAUUCAUCUGAAACUCACACGGACACACACGCGCGCACACACACCACUAAAAGCAAAAACGCAUCGCUUAGCCAUGUACAGCGUGGAAGACCUUCUCAUCUCUCAUGGAUACAAAGUCCCUCAAAGGAACAGCAACAAUGUCCCUGUCUCACAUUCGUCUUCCCCCCACCCGGCAACCUAUGAGAAAUGUCUGCCGAAGCGAAGCGACAGCCGGUGUGAAAUCGCUGAGAAGCGGAAAGGACACAUCGGCGUGAACGGCUAUGAGGGGGACCAUGUUUACAGCAGCGGAGGCAUCAGACAAGCUCCUGCCGGGGGAUUCCCCGGUGACGCCGAGAACAGGGUCAGGAAGCAGAGGACACAAGACAUGGACAACGGGAACCUAGGAGAUGGACGUUUGCCAGAAGACAGCCUGACCACGGACAGUGGGUUUUUUGAGACCCACAGAGGAAUACAUUCUCAGCCUAGAUCUGAGCAGGAUGUUUCCUACUGGCGAAGAAGAGGUCAGGACUUUAGUGUGCUUUUGGAUUAUGCAGACUUCAGGGAUCCACGCGGAAGUGGACGAGGUGUUCCCAACAAACAGCAGAGACCAGAAUCUGCCUUAAGCACAGAGGAACAUAACCGUGAAAGACUACGGCGGGCAGAGAGUGCACGUGCCAGGGAGAGAGAGAUGGCUCUGCACCAGUGGAGAACUGCAGCUGAAAGGAAGUACCAAAGUUUGGGAACAGAGGAGUGGCAUCCAGUGACCAGCACGAGCCGUCAACCAUCUGAAAAUGAGGUGGCACAAGAGCAACGCAGGCCACGGACUGCAGAAGGAGCCGUUCCACACAGAACCAAAAACAAGUCCCAGUCACUGCCCAGAAUGGCUCUGCAAUCUGAAAGCCUCCAGUACGUCAGCAUACCAACUGCUGGGCAAGAAUCAUAUGGAAGCUAUAAGUUAAAUGGCCACCAUGCACGAGACCCUCAUGGACGGCAUCUUAAUGAUGGGGAGAACAGGCAGAGGUGGACUGACCGAUCAGGUGCACAGUCUGCACCACUAACAAAACCCAGAUCCAGCCGACCUCUCAGACCUCCAUCUUAUGAAGUGCACCAGCAGAUGCGUGGCAGCGCAGAGAUACUCACAGGCGAGCUUGCCCCUCGUCCCAGAGACAGAACUCCACUGCCCUUCUCAAGGCAAGAAUACAUUGUACAAGAACUCGCUGGACCUGGUGUGGACCCCCCCGGUUAUAUCCCCCCUCCAACUUACAGGAGGCAGCCUGUAGUUAACAGAGGACACAGAACUUAUCCUGUCUCGAUGGGUAACCACCAAUAUAGAGGUGACUCAUAUAUACAGGGAUCUGCAAUGACAGAAGUGCAGGAAUGGUUUAUCAGGCAGACUGGGAUGGCUUGGCCCGACCAUUACAGAGACGGAAAAAGAAGUAUGCCCUGCAGGAGACAGGCAUAUCCAGGCUACAGUGAAGAACGGAUGAGUAAUGUUCAGUACAUUCCCUUUAAUGACCCUCGUGUCAGACAAGUUUCAGGUGCAGGGAUAGAUGGAAACUCGCUGACAGAUGCAGACAAAAUCAGAAACAUCAGAAAUGAGAUUCCGAUCGAUGUCUUAUCUGAGAAGUCUAACGACGGUGCCUUUCCUCUCACAGAGAAACCCUUUGACCGCACUGAACCAAGUCAAAGCAAUAUUAGUGACUCUAUUAAUGAGGACAGUACACAAAAGGAAGUGCUUAAGGAGACAGAAAGUUCAGCCACGUUACCUGACCAAAACUGCAACAGGCAUCCAGCUACCCAGGGAAAUAUAGUUGCUCUUCAGAUGACGAUGCAGCAGAAUUCAAACCAGGGUUUAAUUGAGACAGUGACACAAGUAAAGACAUUUGAGGCAAAGACUGUGUCUGAGAACAAGAAAAGCUCAAAGAAAAAGCUCAAAGAGACAAUGUUCUGCCUGGUUUCUGUCCCUAUUAGUAUACAAGCUAACAAAAGUGUUUCUGACCCAAAUAACAAUGAAAAAGUGACUAAUUCGACAGAAAACACAGUGGUGCAGCACGACGACCAAAACCUUUUAAAAACAUCACGCAAAGAGACACAAAUACUGUCCAGCAGCUCCCCAUCCAUUAAAAAAUCCCCUCUGAGGAAAGAGAUUGUAGAUACUAGGUCACUAAAUACAAUCAAAGACAAUGAAUUGUUCUAUGCAGAAUCCUGGCCUGGAGAUCAUUACAAAAACCAGGAAACUCAGACGGGUUCUCCGGAAGUUUCCAGAAAUACCCAUCCUCUGGCAAAUGACCAUUCUUCCCCUCACGCAAUCACUUCUAAUGAAGGUGAAACCAACUGUAGUGCCAACUACGGAUAUCCCAUGAUAGGUCAAAAGGAUCUCAACCCUUCCAGGAACAGUGCAUUCUCCAGGACUAGGAAUGUGAGUAGUUCAAAUAUAAAGAGUCCGACUCUACACCAAUCAGCAUCAAAUCCAUCAUCUCCAGACCGUCAGCCUUUGCUGAGAAAGACAAAUGAAACAGCAGAUUCGCAAGAAGUUUUUGGACAGUUCUUGCUAAAGCCAGUGAACAGACGCAAAUGGGAUGCCAUUGGGGAGCUUGAGUCUUUUAAUAAGGAGAUACAGGAUCAUACUGGGAAGCAUCCAAAUGCUGAUCAGAAUAUAGAGCAGCUGGAUGAGGCAUUGAACAGUAUGCUGGAGCUGAGUGACACAAACAGAGAAGUCAUUUACACAAGACAGGAAACCACCCCACUUCACGUGAAGAAGGACACUGACCAGCAGUCACAUAUAGUGCAGGUCACAGAGAUGCAAAUGAAAAGCAAUAACUUAAAUGUAUUGUGUGAUUCAGGGAACAGAGGCCAUCCAGAAUACAAAGGAAUAAUAAGUUCCUUGUCCAAUGCAAAGGUGAACCUGGACAGCCAGAUGCAAGAGAUACCUGUCACUAAAAUGAAUAAUUAUGCCAACUUUGAGAUUAUGCAGAGGGGGAAUGCUGAUUCGGCAAUACAUCGGCAGGAUAUCCCAGUGCCGAAGGAGUGCUUGCUUAAGGAUGUUGGUUUAACAGUAUACACUGCCAUUCCAGACACUGUGACCUCUGGAUCUCCUACAUGCUUGAGUCCUGAGUCGCCUAUGUUAACCAGCCCUUCAGACAACUCAGAGAUGUGUGAGACUUUGCAGAUUACGUCAUCAGACAGUAGUGGAGAUUUGAGCAGACACAGCCCAGAGUUUGCUGAAUGUACUCAAAGCUUGAACGAUAAUAAUGCCUUCAACUCCAAGGCCUUCAACAAGAAGGAAGCUGGGAGAGGAAACACAGAUGUUACUAGAUCGGGGAGGUCCUCGCGUAUCGGUGUGAUCAAGAGUCUCCAUUGUAGGUUUAAGGCUAGUUAUGAGGAUGAUGACGACAGUUUUUAUUCAGAUUAUUUAAGCUGGAGUAAUGAAAAGACCUUGGCAGAUGAACAUCUUGAGACUCUUUUGAGUCAAGAGAAGGCCAAUAGUAUGCAGACUGAAGACCUUAGUAAACUGUACCAAGUCCAGUGUGCCAAAGGCAUUCCUGAAAAUGAAUCUAUUGAACAACGGGCUGCCAGAAUACUCGGCAUUGCAGUGCCAGUUGAAGCCUUGGUUGUUGACCAAGUUGAUGACAAACCGGUGGAAAGAAAUCUGAAAACCACAGUUGCUGCAGAAUUGGCAAUACAAACCAAAGAGAUGAGCUCAAAUGAGGAGAAACGGAAUGUAAGUAGAGAGUGUGAGGAAGUGCCAGAUAGGUCUAUGGAAAGUCAUGGAGAUAUGUCAGAGGCAGUGCUUGGAGGGGAUCCAGAGUCUGGAGAAGAUUUACCUAGUGCUGAAAAGAACAGUCAGAGAGUCUCCUCAGUGCUGGAGCUGCCAGAGUUUCCUCUAAGUAACUUAUGUUUGUCGCUUCCACUGACCGAGGAUGAGAAACUGACUCUUAGUGUAGGUGGGGGAGACAGGAAGGAGACAGUUAAUACUGAUAUUAUAGAAGUGCCACAGAACCACCUCCAGGCAUUUUGCCAAUCUCCUAUGUCGCCCUCAUUCACAAAUGAUCAACCAUCCAUGGAGUACACCAUUCACGCAAAGGAAGAAAGCUCUCAGUCAUUAGUGAGAACUAUCACCAGGAUCACCUUGGCCAAAGAGACAGACUUUGAAGAAAAGGGAGGAAAACUAAAAGAAUCAGUAAUAGAGGAUGAAAUGCUAGUAGAAGAGCACCAUUACAGUGAGAAUGCAGUCAAAGAAAACAAAUCAGGUAAAGAGGAUGAAAAGCUAGAGGAAGAGAACCAGUACAGUGAGAAUGCAGUCAAAGAAAACAAAUCAGUUAAAGAGGAUGAAACACUAGAGGAAGAGAACCAGUACAGUGAGAAUGCAGUCAGAGAAAACAAAGACAUGAGCAGUUAUAUGCAAGAAGAGGAUGAGCAAAAGGCUCAGGAGGAAGUUUCAGCUGAAGAGGUGAUACUAGGAAGAUCAAGGCAGCCACCAAAGUCAACAGCACGUCCAAUCCCACAACCACGCAGUGGCAUGGUAACAAAGAGAGAGAUCACUCUGCCACAAGGAUUUAACAUGGAUAAUACAAUGGCUGCAGUUGAGGAUGAUGACAAGCUGUUUAUUUCAGAUGUAUAUGACCCCAGUCGCGUGGAGAGAGUCUGAUCUUGGACACUGUCAAAGCAAACUCUGGGACCUUACUGCAAUACAUAAUGUAAACAAACACAGAAGAUCAUAAGCAGGAAGAUGGACUUCAUGCCACAUAUUAAGAAUCAUUUUCAAAACAUCUAUGGCCUGUUGAUGGAUGAGGUAGCUAAGUUGUUUAUCAAUGAGAUAUGAAUGUAUAAUGUAUAUCAAGUAAAGCUCAGACAUUACAGAAAUAGCUACAAUCUGUCUGUAUAGACUUAAUAAUUUUCUCUGCACCAGCAAAUGCUGGAGUUCUGUUGGACUUUCUCAGAACACAGUGGCAUUGUGCCAACAGCGACAAGAAAGAAACAAAAGCUUGCACUUCUCAUUUUCUGCAGGAUUACCAAUGAGAGAAAGGAAAGAGGCCUUGAUGUAUUAAAGCAAUGAAUUGGACUGGUGAGGUAGCAGCUGAAUCAGUGACAUAACACUGUGCUUUUAAUCACAAAGAAAUAUUUUUGUAAGAAAUGUUAAAAGGAAAGCAUUAUUAUCAUUUUUAGAGGUGGGAGAAACCAUUUAUUUCAUUGUGGUAGAACUGCAAUACAAAAUCAUUUUUUAUUUUGAUUUUAUAUAUUUUGCAGUGGAAUAUAGGCUGCUUUUACCCAAAUGAUGCAGUUAAGAAGAAAACUAAACUGGGGCAAAGAUUUAAGAAUAUUUUGUGUGAAAAACUCUUCAGCAACUUUAAUCUUAAGUGCAGUGACUUCAGUAGUCAGUUUCCAUAGUUGCUUUAAAAUGACUCCCUUCAUUCAUUCAUUUUUUUAAAUACAUGUGCAUAAAUAUCUCAUAUGCAGUUUGAGCUUUUCAGAGUAGCAAUCAGAUCAUGUCAUCUCAUCACAAAAUGCAAUCAAAAAAGACAAAUCUAUUUAUUUUUAUCAAGCUAUCAACAAUCUGUACAGAUGAAAAUAUAUUCAAAGAAGUGUUAUUUUACUUUAUUUGCUUGCUUACAAUCAUUUUGGAUAUAUCAUAUCUGAAUAUGUAUAUUAUCCUGUAUUAAUCUUACAAUGAAUGAUUCUUUCAUUGUGCCGUGUGGUGUGCUUUUUUUUGCACAAAUGUCAGAAAGUGUUACAUGUGUUUCUUCAUGCACAUACAAAGUAUUCUGCAUCUUAAGUCCAUAUCAGUUCUGAAAACUUACUCAUAUUGUGAGUAUAUCUACCGGAUGAAGUGCUUAUUAACUAAUUUACCCUCAUAAUUGCUUAGUUACAUUCUGUCAUAACACAACAUGCAAAGUUGAGGUGGACACAGUUCCUCAAUGUUAUUUAUAUCCAUAACAUAGUUUUAUAAAUGCAGUCCAGAGUGCACUAAAAUUAAUUUAGUAAUUAGCACAUUCAAAAACUGGAAAUAGUGGCUAAAAACUCCAGAAGACUCAUUGCUUCCAUUUGCUCAGAUUAUAGUUAUCGUUAUGGAUAAAGAGUGCAAUACUAUAAUGUUAUAGUAAUAUUAUCAUAAAUCUUUUCCAGUGUUUUUUUUUAAAUAAUAAACUGAAUGAAAUCAGAUAGAUGUUCUAUAGUCAGUGGAUGGUUAGAAAAAAAUAUAUAGUAUAGACGUAGCAUUCAUCACACUGAUUUUUUGUAAGUUAGAGUCAUGUAAUUGCUGUAAGUAGUCCUUGAUUGUUUCUACCAUUUUGUACAAUUUAGUUUUUCAAAAAUGGAUGAUUAUAUUGUUGCAUAUAACAUAUAUGGCAUUUAAAAUCUUUUUCUAUUUUCUUACAGAAACUGUACAUGAUUAUUUUGUAUUGGGUUGGAAUUUUUUUUGCCUUCUCUGCAUGAUAUAAGAGAUGUAAACUAUGGUCAUGAAAAUGUUUUUCUGCAUUUGGUACUACAUUAAAAAUGUAUUCAUCAUAUUACAUUGUGCACAUUUGUAUCCUGAUAAAAAUAAUAUUUAAAAUCAAAACAAGCUAAUCUUUUAUAUAUAUAUAUAUAUAUAUAUAUAUAUAUAUAUAUAUAUAUAUAUAUAUAUAUUUUUUUUUUUUUUUUUUUACAGAAAAGGAAGUAUUUACUGUGCACCUCAGUACUUAUGUCUUUAUACUGGGUGAAUGUGAAUGAAAUGUUUGAGAGGAAAUGGAGAUUGCUCAUUAUUAAACUCCUUGCAUGGACUUUUGUUUUUAUUUUUUAUUUA